Rhipicephalus sanguineus (brown dog tick) is the source of this 597-nucleotide messenger RNA. RefSeq names its product BEN domain-containing protein 5. Gene Ontology annotation, molecular function: DNA binding. The record is from RefSeq and is a predicted model, not a curated record. Gene Ontology annotation, biological process: negative regulation of DNA-templated transcription. The coding region runs from base 193 to 540 and encodes 115 amino acids. The transcript is spliced from 2 exons. Lineage: Eukaryota; Metazoa; Arthropoda; Arachnida; Ixodida; Ixodidae.
UGCAAAGUUUUGGAAUGAGCAAUUUCCAGGUUUUCAUACAUGUCACAUCUAAUUUUCUGCUCCUGUGUCAAAAAUCUUUUUGGCAAGAAGCUGGGAUUUGUAAACAAACAUUGAAAUGAACUUGUAUCAUAACAUUUCACAAAGGUUGCUUUCAGAAUUAAUUCUCUGCAUUAAGACACUGUUUAUUCAUUUAUGCAGAGAAACCUUGGCAAUGGGGUGAGCAUACCCCAGGAAAGGUGGCAACACCUGAUGGCACAGCCUAAAGAUUCCCUCUUUGUGAGGGAAGCUGCAAAGGCGAUAUGGGGUGUGCACAACCUCUACAACAGUAGUAUUACGGGCACCCCAUGUCGCCGUUUCCUUCACAAAGAGGGCGGGCUUCCGAGCAUCGAAAAGCAGGCAUUGACUCCCAGAAAACUGGAUGCCCUGAAGAAUGCCUACGAAGAACACUUGAAGGUGCACCAAAGUGCGCUGCCUGAGGUUCAACGUCGCCGCAACCUGAAUCGGCACCUUGCCGACCUCCUCAAGGUGCUGAAGAAGUAGAGCAAGAAAACGAGGAACCCAGCCUUCAACAGUCACGUACACAAAAGAGAAGAAAGA